AUGCACAUGUCGUUCUUUGCUAUCGUUGCCUCUGUUCUUGCGGGAUUUGGUUGUGCAGCAGCUCAUAUUGGACGUUUGUCUUCGCGCAAUGGACUGGGGAAUCGCAGUGAUGCUCCCAUCUACAAACCAAUCAAUGUGCUGACGUCAAGAGAUACUGGGAGUAUCGAGGUGCGGGAUACUACACGUUUCACGAAUAUCGAUCCCGCUGAUAGGGUGCGGAUGGUCUUCGGGAAAGUGGGAGACAAGCAAACGAUCCGGCUUGCGGAUAUGACUCUCUAUGCGGAUCCUAAUAUGCCAAUUGUCAUGAUGGAGGCGUUCGAGGGGUUAACGUCUGUGGUGGACUGCGAUGGAAACGACGGGCGUAUCUCUCUUACUUUUAAAUCUACAGAUGCUUUCAAUUACGCCAUAAAGUCAUGGUCAUAUAUCAAUGAAGUUACGGAUAGGCAAUUUCUCAUGAUUGCGAACCAUGAUGGGUGUGGUCCGGCUGAUGAACGACAGAGCUAUCGUAUCACUGACGUCGAUAAUGACGAGUCUAAUAAUACCGUCUUCCUUAAUUCCACUCUGGCUAACUGGAAUGAGGUUGCUGGCACUUUCGACAUGUCUUUUGGCAAAAUUAAUGUACCUCCUUCAACGACGAGGUCUCUGCGUGCUCGUGGUCUUAAAGACUUGCUUGACAAGGCUAAAGAUGGUUUUGAUGUUGUGGCUGAUAAGAUCAAAGGCAUUGGAGCUGGCGACCUUUCUAAAUCUGUAACUAUUCCAUUCUCUGUGGGAGAGAAAGGAGUGACGAAGCUGCUGUUUGAGGAUUUUACGAAAAAUCCACCCCGCUUGAAACUUUCCUGCAACGAUUGCUUUGCCGAAGCCAGCUUCGCAACAACCGGAUCUGUGAAGGUUGAGAACUUCCAACCCUCAUCUCUCCUUCUGGAAAUCGAACCACAAGACUUGCGUGCUACAAUUCAGUUGCAAGCAGAAGUCUCUCAAACAGCCCCAGGCCUCGAAAUUUUCAACUUUGACCAACCCAUUUUUGAGGCUGCCAUCCCAGGGGCAGGCAUUGUUGUCCCCAAUAUUUUCACCUUGGGUGCUAAAGCGGCGUUUAAUAUACAAGGUAACGCAGAGGUGUCAGGAACUGCAAUAUUCACCUUUGGAGCCAAGUCCAGUCUCCCUAAUGGCUCUAAGAUCUCCCUUGACCUUGUCGAUUUUGAAAACAGCAAGGUUACAAGCUUUGAUAAUGUCGAAGUCGAUCCCAUUUUCGACUUUGAUAAUGCAUCCGUUACUGCGAAUAUUAUGGCCGGUCCGCAAAUAGCACUCACCUUGGGCGUGGAAGUUCUCGAUAAUACAGGUAUCGAGGCAGGGCUUACAUUUGGCGUGCCGACGAUUAAUCUCAAUGCCACGGCUGGUUUUGAUGAAAACGGGUUCUGCUUCCCUGGCGACACCCUAACCUCUGGCGUAAAAGUUGUGUCUGCCGCAAAUUUUGACAUGGUACUAGCUAUCAAGUCUCAAAUCAACAACAAUGAUAACUCCCUAUUCGACAGGAAGCUUGUGGACAUCCCCAUUGCCACGUUCUUAGACAAGUGUUCCCCUAUUUCUGGAACCGAGCCCUCGAAGCCGACUGCAAGUAGCAGUUAA
Messenger RNA from Paracoccidioides lutzii Pb01, 1623 nucleotides. RefSeq lists its product as hypothetical. The transcript has 6 exons. Bases 1 to 1623 code for a protein of 540 amino acids. The record is from RefSeq and is a predicted model, not a curated record.